AUGAAAGGAAAACAAGUGGAGCAUAAGAAAAACGAUGGAUAUGUCUACCCUACUGCGAAUUGGCUCGGAAGCUACGGCCAGUACAUUCCUACAUUCUUGAAUAAAAGAGAAACCCUCCUCACCAGCUUGCCCACACAACAUGACGGAGUCAACAAAAUGGAGUCCCCCAGUGUUUACAGCAUAAACUACAAGGACUGUGAACAAAAAUACAUCGGAGAGACGGGAAGGACAAUCAGCACAAUAAUCAAAGAACCCCAGCGACUAUGCAGAGAAAUUGAUACGGAAAGAUCGGAGAUAGCUGAACACAUCGCCAUUACCGGCCACACAAUUGACUGGCCUCAUAUGGGGACCAGGACAACCGUUCAACAGCAAUAA
This is a messenger RNA of Protopolystoma xenopodis, 375 nucleotides long. The record is from the annotation of a GenBank genome assembly. Lineage: Eukaryota; Metazoa; Platyhelminthes; Monogenea; Polystomatidea; Polystomatidae.